AUGAGGGUUGUGGAAUCAGGUCACGGUUGUGGCGGUGAAACGCCUCCACCUCCACCACCUCCUCCUCCGCCUCCUCCACAAUACAUGCCUGAUCUUAGGUUGUUUUGGGAUGCAUUGUUGGCCGCUGCACCUAGGCCAGUCGAGCAUGCUCAAGUGGUUGGAUGUUCCUUUGUUCAUUUUAGCAGGCAUAAUUUGCCCAAUUUCUAUGGGGAUGAGGGGCCAAUUGCAGCUAGUGAUUGGCUUACCUCUUAUGAGGAUUUGAUAGAGACAUUGCCCUGUACAUAUGCACAAAAGGUGGACUAUGCAAACCUAAAGCUAAGAGGUGAGACAAAGAACUGGUGGAAGUCCAGGAAAAUACACCUCAUUACAGAGUAUGGGCAAGGUGUUCCUAUCCCUUGGGAGCGCUUUAAAAGAGAGUUUAACGAUCGUUUCUUCCCACAUGCCCAGAGGCAGCAAUGUGCAAGAGAUUUUCAAGAUCUGAAACAGGGGUCUACGACAGUUGAGCAGUACUCGGCUAAAUUUCAAAGGUUAUCAAGGUACACCCCGAACCUUAUACCUAAUGAAGAAUUAAAAGCUGAGUGA
Molecule: messenger RNA, 582 nt
Organism: Alnus glutinosa
Lineage: Eukaryota; Viridiplantae; Streptophyta; Magnoliopsida; Fagales; Betulaceae
Exons: 1
Coding region: 1-582 (193 amino acids)
Source: RefSeq, a predicted model, not a curated record